GGAGAGGAGAGUUGGACCGAAAAUACAGUCACUGCGGGCCAAAAUAAGUUUUUGAGAUUAACCAUGACUCGGAUGCUACGGGUCCCUCUUCUUUCUCUCUGUAAGCCUAAGGUGUCAUCGGUGUCGUUGUCGGGUACUCUACUUGGGACUCAUGGAGGUUCCAGUAUACGAGUAACUGAGAUACUUCAGAACCAUGUGGGAGUGUCAUCAAAUAGGAACUCACUUUGUGGAUUUAGAACUUUUUGCACUGGCCAAGAUUUGUCAUCUAAGAAGUGUGUGCCAUGCAACUCAAAGGAUAUGCAACCCAUGACUGAGCAAGCAGCGAAUGAACUAAUUUCACAGGUGGCUGGAUGGAAUUUGGUAAAUGAAGGCGGCAUAUUUAAGCUGAAUCGAUCAUGGAAAGUGAAGAGUUUUACCAAAGGAUUGGAAUUAUUUAAGCUCAUAGCUGAUGUUGCAGAAGCGGAAGGUCACCAUCCGGAUCUUCAUCUUGUUGGAUGGAACAAUGUAACAAUUGAGAUAUGGACACAUGCAGUUGGUGGACUGACUGAAAAUGACUUCAUACUUGCUGCAAAGAUAAAUGGGCUUGACCCACAACACCUGCUGAGGCGAAAAGCUGCCACGUAAACAGUUGGCAUGAACAUGGUGUACGAAUUUUGCAACUAUACUCUGUGGAUGUAGUUGGCAUGAACAUAGUGUACGAAUUUUGCAACUAUACUCUGUGGAUGUUUGGCAUGACAGAUUUCUAUCCGUUGAUAUUUUGAGUUUCAAAAGACCAUCUUAAAGCA
Molecule: messenger RNA, 785 nt
Organism: Alnus glutinosa
Lineage: Eukaryota; Viridiplantae; Streptophyta; Magnoliopsida; Fagales; Betulaceae
Product: pterin-4-alpha-carbinolamine dehydratase 2, mitochondrial
Exons: 7
Coding region: 64-624 (186 amino acids)
Biological process (GO): tetrahydrobiopterin biosynthetic process
Cellular component (GO): mitochondrion
Molecular function (GO): 4-alpha-hydroxytetrahydrobiopterin dehydratase activity
Source: RefSeq, a predicted model, not a curated record